Molecule: messenger RNA, 1536 nt
Organism: Hyphopichia burtonii NRRL Y-1933
Lineage: Eukaryota; Fungi; Ascomycota; Pichiomycetes; Serinales; Debaryomycetaceae
Exons: 1
Coding region: 115-1449 (444 amino acids)
Source: RefSeq, a predicted model, not a curated record
CAGUCAUAUAAAAAAUAUAUGACAUUGUAUAUAUAUGUGUGUAUGUACAUAUAUGCAUAUAAUUAAUAGGAAUCAAUUGUAUGUACGAAUUGAAAAUCAAUAAUCACAAAUAAUAUGUCAACUGGGAAUCUGCCGGAUAUUACAAUUUAUCAAUCAUUGAUAAAAUUACAAAUUGGAUUACUCCAAUAUUCAAUUGAGAGUUUUAAAGUAUUUCAAAAUUUGGAAUUUAUAAUAAAUAUUGCACAAGAGAUUAAUAUAGAAGAAUUCGAAAAUUGUUGUAAUAUUUUAGAAAAGUAUAGGGAGAAAAUAUCAAUUUUACAAAACCCAAAUGAAAUAAAUCAAUUUUACUUAAAAUUAGUUGAUUUUUCACAGCCAUAUCUCACCAGAAUAUCACAUUUCAUUGUUAAUAAGGGACGUCUUUUAAAUUCAAAUUACACUCCAGAGAUUAAUAUUGGUUAUAGGGAUUAUAAUGAUCUUGUUAAAAUCAUGGCAAAUGUGAAAAAACAUCUUUUUGAAUAUAUUUUCCCUCCAAACCUGAUUGAAAAACUGCUUUCAAGUUUAUUUAAUACAAACACUGAAUUAAGGAAUCAUAACAGACUUAUAUAUAAUAUCCCUGAUUUUGAUUAUCUGCAAAAACAUCAAGUAAUAAUUAUUGGAGAAACUAUAGAACGAUACUUAAAAAUUUAUAAUAUUAUUUCACCAAAAGAAGCUUACUGUUUCUAUAAUUCUUUGAAAAAAGAAAUUUUAUUUGAUCCCGAUCCUGAUAAUGAACCAGAAACUUUAAAAUUACUUUCAGUAAAUACUAUUCUUGAAACGAUUAAUCAAAAUGAAUCGAAUACUUCACCCUAUUCUUUUAAUGAUGAACAAAUUUUACGCUUAGACUUAAUUGAAGAUCUAACUUUUUACUUACAUUCUUUCAAAUCUUAUUUUGAUUUAUUAUUUAAAUUCUUUCAUUGUUUACAUGCUUUAUUCUUAUAUCAUCAUGAGUUAGAAGACGCACCGCCUGAAUCAGACGCGUUAGAAGAUUUAAUCAAACUCCAAAAAUAUCUCGAGGAUAAAAUUAAUAAAUUGAUCUCUCUCGGCACGAUUGGUUUGAGUACCGAAAAUUGCUAUCUUGAAGUUGCACAAUCCGUUCAAUAUUUAGCUAAUAAUUUUCUUGCUUUAUUUAAGAAUCUGCUGGAUAUUCAAACUUUAGCUAAUUUGGAGGUUAAAAGUCCUACCGAUAUCAUUUACAAGGAAUACUUCCAUCUAAAAAGUGAUUUAACUCUGCAUUGGGAAUACAUUGAUUCAAUCUGUGAUUACAUCAAACAUCAAGAUGCUUCCUCUUUAGAAAUGUCCUUGAUAAAACUGCAAGCCAUUGAAAUGAGCGAUCUUUUCAGUCUCAUCAUGCUCUUCGGCCAACGCUUGCAUUAUGAAUCAAUAAUUGUUGAUGUUUUGCAAAGUGAAUAAAAAGCUGCAAAAAAAAAAAUAAAUCUCCGGUGAUCAACACAAUAAUCGCAUCAUCUCGAGUCACGUGAAUGCAACCUCUCGUUAUAA